AAUUAAACAUCAUGGCAUGGCCUUGCAUUACGCGCGCUUGCUGCAUCAACCGCUUCUGGACGGAGCUGGAUAAAGCGGACAUCGCGGUGCCUUUGGUUUUCACCAAAUACUCCGAUGUGGCCGACGUGCAGCAUCUGCCCCAUCACCCGCAGCCGAGGCAGAAGAAGGCCGGUGCCAUUGCCAUAGAAACCCAGCCCCAUCCCGGAGAGCAGGAGGCUGGGAAGGCACCGCCCGCGACGGGUGCCGCAGCGGGCAAAGAUGGCUCUACUGCGUCCGUCAUGCGCCAAGACUUCAAGGCGUGGAGAGUGCGCCCCGAGCCCAGCUGCAAGCCCCGGAACGAGUACCAGCCUUCCACGGGCCCCUUCAACAACGAAACUCAGUACAGGAAGGAUUACAAGCCCUGGCCUAUACCGAAGAAGCACGACCACCCAUGGAUACCCAAACCUAGCCCCACUUCCACCGCCGGGCCGGAGAGGAGCGCAGGGGGCGGAAAGCUGGAGCACGCCGCCGCCGAGGCUGAAAGCGGCGUGGAGAAGAGCGAGAUUGAGGAGAAGAUGCAGGAGAAGGAGACCAAGGAGGCGCCGAAGAGAAACGUGAAGAGGGAAAAGUCGGCAGAGAGGAAAACAGGUGAGAAGACGGAGGGACAGAUGCCUGCAGAUGUGAGCGCAGAGCAGAGGAAAGGCAGAGCGGCUGCAGACGCUGUCAACAGACAGAUAAAGGAGGUGAUGUCCACUUCCAGCAGCUACAGGACUGAGUUCAAAGCGUAUAAAGACGUGAAGCCAGUGAAGCCCAUAAAAGCUCCGUCUCAGUACAAACCCCCGGCGGAGGAGACCAGUCUGGAAACCAGCUACAGCGCCACGUUCAAGGGGGAGCAGGUGAAGGCUCAGCCGGCUGACAACAAGAUGGUGGAGCGCCGGAGGAUACGCAGCCUGUACAGUGAGCCCAGCAAGGAGCCGGCCAAGGUGGAUAAACCAGUGUCUCGCACCAAACCAAAAAAGACACCAACAACAACAACAGGGAAGAUGGUGAAAAAAGCUAAAGAGAAGCAGAUUUCUAGUUCCCAGUCUGCCAAGAAGAAGCCUUCUUCAGGUGUCUCAGAACCCAAACCAGAAGGAGUCGUCACAAAGAAGAGCAAAGAGAUCAGCAACAGACUGGCAGAAGCGAAACAGUAAAAAGCAGCUCAUCUCAGCACUUUGAUGUGCACGAUCAAAAGCUACGUGAUGAAUUACGCAAAUCUCUUCCCUUUGGUUUUGUUUCCUUACCUGUUGUUUCUGCCGUCCUGUCAUAUAUUGUUCACCUUUAAAUGGGCACUGAUUUUGAGCUUUGGAAUAAUGCAAAUAAUUUCACUGUAAACUAUGCGUGUGAGUAUGUGAAGGCGUGAAAGUGUGAUUCCUUGUAUUUUUGGUGCACAGAACCGCUUUAUAUUAUUGAGCACAUAAUUUGCACAUUGUUUAUAUGAGUUCUGUUUGGCAUCAAACUUUAAAAGGAGCCAUCGGUACACAUGUCUUAUGUGUAUGAAAGGGCAUUUUUACCUUUUUGUCUGAAUGGAUGAUAUUGAGAUCAAUAUUAAAAUGAUUGUAAAAAUGUCAAGGAGAGGAUUUUUCUCUGAGACUGGAUCACAUGAAAGGUUUUGUGAAAGUACAAAAUCUCUUUUACGGUUGCGUUUCCUAAUUACAGUGCCUCCGCUGUAUGGUCCUGGUUUUCAUUUCAUUGUUCUGGGUGAUAUCUGGUUUCAUCGGUUUGGUUGCUAAGAAACAAAAUUAACUGUAAUAUAAUUGCUACAGCUUGCAUGUAAGACCCCUGUUUUUUGGUUGAGGUAGCAGCACUUUUAGCAGACUAUAUGUCACAGUCACAUUCUAGCUUGUAAAUUGAGCCAUUUAAAGAUAAAUGUAUAGGGGGAAGACCUUUUCAAAUGUAAUGCAUGUGUAGAAAUAGAUUCUGAUCACACCAAAAGGUACAUACAGUAAGUAAAAUCAUAGUCUAGUGGCUGUUAAAGCUGUAAAAUAAACACACCAGCAAUAUGGUUUCACCCACAAACAUAUGGAGAUCCUUUAAUUUCAAAAGAACACUGCAGUUUUGAUCAUGACGCAGUAUUAUGUGGCACCGUACUCCACCCCUCUCCUGAUCUGUGACGCUAUAGUUGUGCUAAAUAAUAAAAGAUGCAUAUAGGCCUAAAAAAGGAUCAUAUUUACUCAACAAUUCUCACUCUGAAUGGGGCUGAUCUCUCCAGGUGUUGAAGGACAAAGGAAUGGGCCAGGACUUAAAGUUCAGCUCUUUACAAUGCUGCUGUCUUGAAAAAAAAAUAUCACGUGUUCAUCGUGAGCUUGACAUGAAGUGUUUUGAACUAAAAAUGUCAUCACAGCCCAGCCUUUCCCCUCCUCUCUGGUUGUAAAACACCUCGUCUACCGUUAAACCCUCAGCGGCUAAAGUGGCCGCAGCGUGAGGGGGAAGUCGAGCCACCGUGAGUCUGCUUCCAGUUUUAGCUUCUCUGUGUGAGCGAAUGAAUGAGUGGGAGAGGUCUUUUUAUUUCUGCGUGUCCGACCUCUUCAGCCUGCUGCCUGCUAACAUCAAGUCUAACCCAACCACUAGAAGUGCUGCAACGCACUCCAACACCCUGGUGCUAUUAUCUCUCAUCGUAUAUGCUGUCUGGUUUGGAUUGCGUGUGGCGUCGAAACCAGUGAAAUGAUGAUAUGACGAUGUCAUAGCGCUGCAGAUUUGUUGUGAUAUUGUGCUUGUAUUAUCAGCUUGCUCUGAAUGAACUCUGAUUAAAAUGAUGAUACAGAA
Messenger RNA from Amphiprion ocellaris (clown anemonefish), 2784 nucleotides. RefSeq names its product microtubule-associated protein 6b (gene map6b). Gene Ontology annotation, biological process: cytoskeleton-dependent intracellular transport; microtubule cytoskeleton organization; regulation of microtubule cytoskeleton organization. The record is from RefSeq and is a predicted model, not a curated record. The transcript is spliced from 3 exons. Lineage: Eukaryota; Metazoa; Chordata; Actinopteri; Pomacentridae. Gene Ontology annotation, molecular function: microtubule binding; calmodulin binding. The coding region runs from base 12 to 1172 and encodes 386 amino acids. Gene Ontology annotation, cellular component: microtubule; cis-Golgi network; Golgi-associated vesicle.